CUGCUCUUCGCCGAGGCCCUUUGGCGUCAUGGCGCUGCCGUUGGAGAAAGCCUCCGAGCUGAAGCAAAUCAUUCGCAGCCAGCUGACCCAGCAAUUUAUCCAAUAAAGGCAGUCCCCAGGUUACGACUGGGUUCUGUUGCUGAGAACUGUUUGUAAAAUGAAAUGUUCAAAAGUCUGAACUGAACAAAAACAGUGUGUGGGAGAGGAUCACAGAACCAGCUGUGAUGGGAGAGCAAGCAAGUUUGGGAAGAGUGGCCACCAGCUGGCCUCACUGACUCGGUGAUUGAGUGCUGUUCCCAGCUAGCAGAAGAUGCCUUGGACCCAUUCCCAUCCAUCCUGCUGGUCUCUCAAACACUCAUUCCUAUGAACAGGGUGUUCAUAACCCGUGGAGCACCUGUACUGGUAUCUGAAUGACUGGCCUAUGAACAUCCAUGGAAAAAUCAGGGACAUCUUAUCAGAGUCAGUCCGAGAAGAACUAGGCAAGAGUUCACAAUGUUUGUCUGAGGCUGAUCUUAUAAAAGCUUUACAACGCCGGGGAAUUAUAGAUGAUGUCGUGAAGGAACUAAGCUUUUUAACCGAAGUUCGGGACAAAGAAGCUACAACCAGUUCAAAACCAGCCACACAUUUUGUAGACAAAGAGCCUGCUGAAUUAAAGAAAACAAGCAUUGAUCCUACCAGAAGAAACCUGUACCUUCAGGUUUUGGGUGGCAAAGCAUUCCUGGAGCAUUUACAGGAACCACAACCUUUACCAGGACAAGUGUGCUCUACAUUUACACUUUACUUGCAUUUCCGAAAUCAGCGCUUCCGUUCCAAGCCUGUGCCAUGUGCCUGUGAGCCUGAUUUGCAUGAUGGAUUUCUGCUGGAAGUUCAUAAAGACAGUAUGGGUGAUGGCAGUAAGAUGGCUGAUGCAACAACUUUAUUAUCAAUCUGUGAUCCUGUGCACAUGGUUCUUAUAAAGACAGAUACUUCCAGUGAAAUAACACUGAUUGCAUCGCACUACUUGGAAUGGCGGUCUCUGCUGAGUUCACCGGAUGGAAAAAUGAACAUGUCUGUGGAGUUAUUGGGUGUAGGUACAGAGUCUAAAGUUCCAGUUGGAGUUUUAAAUCUAAAACUUGAAAUAUAUCCCCACCUGACACAGCCACUCAGCCAGGAUAUAGUUGACACUCAGCUAACCUUAGAACGUCAAAAGACUGCAGAAAAGGAGCGUUUGUACCUCAUGUAUGCCAAACAGUGGUGGAGAGAGUAUCUUCAGAUCAGGCCUUCACACAAUACUAGACUUGUGAAAAUCUUUGCACAGGAUGAGAAUGGUGUAAAUCGUCCAGUGUGCUCCUAUGUAAAACCUUUGCGAGCUGGCAGGCUUCUGGACACACCAAGACAAGCUGCUAGAUUUGUCAAUGUUCUUGGCUAUGAGAGAGCAGCCAUGGUUGGAGGUGGAUCCAAACAAGAGCAAUGGUGCACUCUCUUGAGUUUUCUCUGUAGAGGCAAGUUGCAAAAUAACAAAAAAGGAAAAGGGCCCGAAGCAAAAGUUUGGGCACCUUGCAUGGGAGACUGUGAGGAUCAUGCCACCUUACUGUGCAGUUUGCUGCUGGGCUUUGGAUUAGAUGCCUAUGUGUGUGUUGGAACAAAAGCAAGAAGGGUGCCCCACACUUGGGUGAUGACUUGUGGAAUAAAUGGAGAUGUCGUUUUCUGGGAGAGCUUAACUGGACACAGAUAUGUUCACAGGCCUAUUAAUCCUGAUGACCCACCGCUAGUAGAGCAGCCAAAGAGAACAUAUCCAUAUUGUUCAGUAGGCUGCCUCUUCAAUCACCAGAGUUUUUAUGCAAAUUGUCAGCCAUCCGACACAGUUGAACUAUGCCACUUUGACUUAAAUGAUGAAUCAAAGUGGAAACCCAUGAGUACUGAGGCCAUAAGAUCUGUGUGUGCUCCUGGAUCAUCAUCUUCAUUGCCACUGUUUCCACCUUUGUGUGCUCCAGUGAUUGAUGCAGCAGCUACAAGCAAUGAAAUUGAACUGGUUUUGAGGGGUCUGAUUUCUGAGCACAGGAAGGACCUCAGUCUGAACACUGUGUGGGAUGACCAUCUGUCUUACUUGCUAUCGCCGGCACUUGCUGCAUAUGAGAUUGAGCGCACAACUGGAGUGUCCGCGGGCAACGAAGAGUUCCAAGAUGCCAUCAAGCGAGCGGUGCCUGAUGGACAUACCUUCAAAGGUUUCCCAAUUCAUUUUGUGCAUCGAAAUCCAAGGAGAGCUUUUGCAACCUGCUUAAGGUCUCCGUUCUGUGAAGAAAUAAUUUGCUGUCGAGGAGACCAGGUCCGACUUGCUGUCCGAGUAAGAGUGUAUCCAUACCCUGAGUCUGCCUGUGCAGUCUGGAUUAUGUUUGCAUGCAAGUACCGUUCAGUUCUGUGAUGCAGCUGAGCUUUCAAAUAGUACUGCUUUCACUUUUGGUGGAUGCCAGCGACGGACUGGUUCCUUAUUGCUGCUCCAUAAUGACCAUCCUACUAGAUGGUAUCUUUUCAUACUAGCCUAAAUUCUACAAACCUAGAGACUGAAAUCCUGUUGUAUAUCUUCAUUGUUGGAUGUGUCUAUUUAUUAAAAUAUAAUGUAUGGAGAAUGUUUUUAAAUUUUUUUUUACGAAAUAUAAAAUAUUUUGCUACAAAA
Messenger RNA from Pristis pectinata (smalltooth sawfish), 2653 nucleotides. RefSeq names its product centrosomal protein 76 (gene cep76). NCBI's taxonomy places the organism in Eukaryota, Metazoa, Chordata, Chondrichthyes, Rhinopristiformes, Pristidae. The transcript has 14 exons. The record is from RefSeq and is a predicted model, not a curated record. The coding region runs from base 422 to 2401 and encodes 659 amino acids.